CGCAGGAGCGUUGAGUUUUCGAAAGUAAAAAUGCUAAAAUAUUUCGUCUACUUUUUGACUUUUAUUUUCGCCGCGCAAUGUUUGGAACUUCCACCUGAGUUGCAGGAAUAUGUAAAUGACCUUCAUAAUAUUUGUAUAGCAAAAGCCGGAAUUUCUGAAACUGAUCAUGCUGCUUAUGACAUUGUAAAAAAUCCUCACGAUCCCAAAUUAAUGUGCUAUAUGAAAUGCCUUAUGAUGGAAGCCAAAUGGAUGAAUAAGGAUGGUAUUAUACAGUACGAUUUCAUAAUCGAUACCGCUCAUCCCAAAAUAAAAGAUUUAUUGGUACCGGCCGUUAAUAAAUGCAGAAACAUUAAUGAUGGUUCCGAUUUAUGCGAGAAGGCAUCGAAUUUCAAUUUCUGCAUGUACGGAGCAGACCCAGUGAAUUGGUUCUUAAUUUGAUGAAAGCUAGGUAAUACAAAGACACCGAUCGUUUCAUAGUUUUGUUCCAAAUAAAGUUUAGCAAA
This is a messenger RNA of Phyllotreta striolata, 503 nucleotides long. Lineage: Eukaryota; Metazoa; Arthropoda; Insecta; Coleoptera; Chrysomelidae. The record is from the annotation of a GenBank genome assembly.